GGGGCUGCGCACCGAGACCCCCGGGGACAGAGACUCGCUCCCCCUCCUCUCCAAACCCACGUCGCCUCGCAGCGUUCCCACGGGGAGGAGCCGGCCAACCGGAGUCACUCGGCGUCACCAAAGUUUGAUUCUCCUCUCCGGGAGGAGUCUCCGGGCCGCGGUCCCUCCGGGCACCGGGCGCCACCGCCUCCCAGGCCGGGACCCGCGUCUCCAUCGCACCCAGUUGGAGCAUCAAGUCCGGAGACGCUGCGGGCCUGCGCACGCGCCGCCGCCCUCGCCCUCCUCCCCGCGGUGCUCCAGGCCCCCCGCACUCCCCCCCCCCCAAGUUCACGAGUUACUGGAGUGGACGGACGGCUGGGAGCCCGCGCAGGGCCAUGGAGGAGCCGCUAGGGUCACCGCCCGCCGCCCUGUCGGCUCUGGAGAAGAACGUGGCGGAGCUGACCGUCAUGGAUGUGUACGAUAUCGCGUCGCUCGUGGGCCACGAGUUCGAGAGGGUCAUCGACCAACACGGCUGCGAGUCCAUCGCACGCCUCAUGCCCAAGGUCGUGAGGGUCCUGGAGAUCCUCGAGGUGCUGGUUAGCCGGCACCACGUCGCUCCCGAGCUAGACGAGCUGCGCCUGGAACUGGACCGGUUGCGCGUAGAGAGGAUGGACCGCAUUGAAAAGGAGCGCAAGCAUCAAAAGGAGCUGGAGCUGGUGGAGGACGUGUGGCGGGGUGAAGCACAGGACCUCCUGUCCCAGAUUGCCCAGCUGCAGGAGGAGAAUAAGCAGCUGAUGACCAACCUCAACCACAAGGACGUGGGCUUCUCCGAGGAGGAGUUCCAGAAGCAGGAAGGCAUGUCAGAGCGUGAGCGGCAGGUGAUGAAGAGGCUGAAGGAGGUGGUGGACAAGCAGAGGGAUGAGCUCCGAGCCAAAGACAGGGAGCUGGGCCUGAAGAAUGAGGACGUCGAGGCUUUGCAGCAGCAGCAGACGAGGCUAAUGAAGAUCAACCAUGACCUUCGGCACCGGGUCACCGUGGUUGAGGCCCAGGGGAAAGCCCUGAUUGAGCAGAAGGUGGAGCUCGAAGCAGACCUGCAGACCAAGGAGCAGGAGAUGGGCAGCCUGCGGGCUGAACUCGGAAAGCUUCGCGAGAGGCUGCAGGGCGAGCACAGCCAGAAUGGGGAGGAGGAGGAGGCUGAGAUCCAGCCGCAGCCAGAUGGAGAGGAAUCGAUUUCAGAUGCAGAGAAGGCCGCCCUGGACCUCAAGGACCCCAACCGCCCGAGGUUCACGCUCCAGGAGCUGCGGGACGUCCUGCACGAGAGGAACGAGCUCAAGUCCAAGGUGUUUCUGCUGCAAGAGGAACUGGCCUACUAUAAGAGUGAAGAAAUAGAAGAAGAGAAUCGAAUACCCCAGCCUCCGCCCAUUACACACCCGAGGACGUCCCCCCAGCCUGAAUCGGGGAUCAAGCGACUGCUCUUUACAGCCGUCAUGCCCAUGGUGGCAGCUGGAUUGAUCCUUGACGACCCCACGCUACAGCCUGUCAGAAGACUCGUGUCCCUCGUUUAGCUUUUUCUCCCGGGACAAGAAGCGCCUGGCCAACACGCAGAGACCCACACACAUCCACGAGUCCUUUGGCCAGUGGGCAAUUACCCAGCGAGAUGACGGGUACACAGAGCAAGGACAGGAAGCCCUGCAGCACCUGUGACUGUACCUCUGCCUGGACUGCCUGCCACCAGCUCUAGGUGGCGGCCGCCUCAACAUCAGUUCCUCAAACGAACUGUCUGCUUUGAGGACUGAUGACGAAAAACUGAUGCCAAAUUUGAAAGAAGUGUUUUAUUUAUCUGCAGGGCUACCCAGUUUAUACUCAAUGCCUCGAAACCCUUAGGACCUCUAUUUAAUAAGAUGAGGAUAUGAAACCAGACCACAUUAAUUUCAGUUAACAGGCUUUCUAAGCUGAACACUUCGCCACUAUCAUAGCUGUUUGACUCCUAGGUUUUGUUUGUUUUCUUACGGCCUUUGUCGGUGAGGAGCAGAGGAAGGGAGUUUUAUAUCAUGAAGUUGCCCUGGAGGUAGCAGGCUAUACAUAACAGGAAGCGUGAAUCGGACAGGUGGAGCCUCGGAUCAUAGGAUGGACUACCCAGUUUGGCUGGGACACAACAGAAAAUCAUGCAGUUCUAGCCACUCGCUAGAAACAACCACAGGACUGUCACACUUUGUUCUGAUAAAGCUAGAGGCCCAAGAAGCCUGUCCGAGAUGGUGUGCCUUGGAAUCUGCUGUGAGCUACGCAGUACUAACCAAACAAUGUUGUUUAGGAUGAGACAUCAA
Mus musculus (house mouse) is the source of this 2303-nucleotide messenger RNA. It is a transcript of the gene Rilpl1, whose product is annotated as Rab interacting lysosomal protein-like 1. Gene Ontology annotation, molecular function: protein dimerization activity. Lineage: Eukaryota; Metazoa; Chordata; Mammalia; Rodentia; Muridae. The record is from RefSeq and is marked validated. The transcript has 8 exons. Gene Ontology annotation, cellular component: cytosol; ciliary basal body; centrosome. Bases 375 to 1544 code for a protein of 389 amino acids.